AUGCCAUCUUCAUCUAAAAGUCGUAGCUCACUUGGGUCGCGUAUCUCUGGUUCCUCGUCCCAGAAAGAUUCAUGGAAACGUGGAAAGGGAAGGGGUAAGGGCAAGAGCAAAGAACAACCCUCGAAAUCGACACUUCCGGAUCUUGACGGCCCUCUUCGUGACGCCACGUUCAUCGAGCAGGAGCACAGGAAGAACAUUGGUUCACGCCCUGACGUAAAACCUGUACUCGUAGAUAAUCCAAAGUCUCCUGUUGCUAAUUUUGCCAGUCACCACCUGGACAAGCAACCGACUUAUGAAGCAGUGGAGGGUGUUGUUUCUGGUACAUCCGAGAGGGUAUCUAGGGUGACCGUUACCCUCGAUACGACUCCUCCAGUGCUUGGUAUCGGCGACCAUAGAGUGAGGAGGGACGCUGAGAGGCUUGCAGCGCUUUCAGCUCUCUAUCAGCUCCAUGAUACAGGUCUGCUCGACCAGCCCAAAUCUUCAGCGUCCUCCAGUUCCGCUGCUCCGCAAGUCAUCGAGCUGAGUGACGGUUCAGUCGUCAACUACGAGCGCGCGCGAAACUUCAUGGACUACUACUGUCGCAAAUACGAAUUUGGAAAACCGGACAUCGAGCUGGAAGAACAACGUCAGGGGCGCGCGAAGUCAACUUGGGAAGCCGUCAUGACUGUGGGUGGCAAAAAGAUCGGCAUGGGCUCCGGCACAACCAAGAAAGUAGCACAAAUACAGUGCUACUUGGACGUCGCGCAGUAUCUACAGCAAUGUGAUCCUGACCUAUGGAAGACGUUUGUGGAGGCGUCCAAAACCGGAAAGGACCUUGGUCUUGCCCCGAAGGUUUACUUCCACAUCAGUACACAACUCGAGGAUUCGAUACACGAGCUAUGCCGUGAUAUCAAAAAGAGCACUUUAUACAGGAACAGACCCGCUAUUGGGUCUGGCUUGAUGGGCUCAGACACUCCAAGAUCUCACACUAGCCCCAUUCCUGCACCACGACCAUCCUAUGCCCGCAGGUUCCCUCGGGAUUUCUUGGCCCGAAGGUCAGAAGAACUCGAGGAACGGAGAAAAGCAUACCUCAAAGAUCCAGCAAUGGAAAAGAUGCGCAACACAAGAGCUGCGUUGCCCAUCUACACUCGGUCGGAGGAGCUUGUGUCGCAUAUCCGGGAGAAUGAUGUCACGAUUUGCAUGGCUGCUACGGGUUCAGGCAAAACCACGCAGAUACCACAGCUGCUCCUGGACGACUAUAUCGACAGGGGCGAGGGUGCUCGCUGCAACUUGAUUUGUACUCAACCCCGUCGACUGGCUGCACUCAGUGUAGCUGACCGCGUCGCCAAGGAGAGAGGGGAAGUUGUUGGUGAAGGAUCAAUUGGCUACAGCGUCCGUUUCGAGUCAAAAUUGCCAGAAGAGCAUGGCUCCGUGACUUUCUGCACCACGGGAGUGCUACUCAAAAAACUGCAGUCUGCAAUGGCUGAAGGCGGGCUCUCGGCUGCUAGGAUGGACGAAGUUACGCACAUCGUUGUCGAUGAAGUUCACGAGCGGGACGUUGAUACCGACCUACUCCUCGUUGUUCUCAAGCGUCUCAUGGAGGAUCGCAAGGCUCGGAAUCUUCCAUUGAAGAUUGUCCUCAUGAGUGCCACUAUUGAUCCCAGGCUGUUCCAAGAAUACUUCCCUGACGAACAUGGGGAACCGGCAAAAGUCAUUGAGAUCCCAGGCCGCACGUACCCCGUUACAAAACACUUCAUGGAAGAUUUCAUCCCCGCAUUGAGAAACCAUCGCGCGUUAAACUGGGUGUUCCAAGACGAUUUGGUCUCUAAAUACCUCGCUCGUGAGGAAGCUUAUGUGCAGUCUGGUGGGCGUUCAAUGGCGGCAUCUUUGCCGGGGGACCCUCGCAUGCUGAGCAGUACAGAUGAAGACCUGGAUUUACCAUCUCCCUUGGUGGCAGCUAGCAUUUCAUAUGUCUUGCAACGGUCUGACUCAGGACAUGUUUUGGUUUUCCUGCCUGGGUGGGACGAGAUAUCCGCGGUUCAGAAGAUUCUCCUUGCUGGAAGUAUGGAUAUCAACUUCAACGAUCCAUCGAAGUACAGCAUUCACCUUCUCCAUUCCACCAUUCCUCUGGCCGAACAGCAAGUCAUCUUUGAGCCCCCUCCAGAGGGUGUUCGUAGGAUUAUUCUGGCUACUAAUAUUGCCGAGACCUCCAUCACGAUUCCUGACGUUGUUUAUGUCGUUGACGCUGCGAGGAUCAAGGAGCAGCGAUACGAUCCUGACCGCCAUAUGUCGUCCCUCAUCUCCGCCUGGGUUGGUUCUUCCAACCUGAACCAAAGAGCAGGGCGGGCGGGUAGGCACCGUUCCGGAGAGUAUUUCGGAAUUCUCAGUAAGGCUCGCGCAGCCAACCUCCAUCCUCAUCCAACCGUAGAAAUGAAACGCGUCGACCUAAGCAAUGUGGUCAUGCACGUCAAGGCUCUCAGUUUCCCUGGGAUGGAAAUUGAAGAAGUUCUCGCUGCCGCCAUCGAACCCCCCGAACCUGACCGUGUCGCCGCCGCCAUGAAGAACCUACAGAUGGUGGGUGCGCUGGAUCAAGGCAAGAACCUCACGUCGCUGGGAAAGGUUCUAUUACAACUACCUGUAGAAGUUCAGAUGGGAAGGCUCGUCCUUUACGGAAGCUUUUUCCGGUGUCUCGACCAGGCCCUUACUCUCGCCGCCAUUCUGACCAAUCGGGAUCCGUUUGUCUCCCCUAUGCACCUUAAGGGUCAGGCUGCUGCCGCGAAAAUCAGAUGGUCGCCCAUUGGGUUCAGAUCGGACCCGCUUACCAUAUUGAAUGCCUAUAACGCGUGGUACGAGAUGCAGCGUCGCGGCGAGUAUAUGUCUGCCAAUCGCUUCUGUGGCGACAACUUCCUCUCCAAGCCAACGCUACUCUUGAUUACCAAGAUCCGGGGGCACCUGAUGCAGUCUCUUUACCAAGCAGGAGUCAUUGAUGUAUCUGCGGGUGGGAAUGUCGCACAAACCGACUCUCGAAGCCGGGAGCUGACCGUGCCCCCCGACCUGAACAUUAAUGGCAAAUCUCUUCCUCUCCUAGCUGCUCUGAUAGCAAUAGCUUCCCAGCCAAAGUAUGCUGUCAGGACCGGCGAGAUGACAUACCGCACCCAGCUGGACAAGGCGACCUUUAUCCAUCCAGGCAGCGUGAAUCACCGCAAGCACGUCGUUAGAAGUGACCAGGCUAUGGAAAAGCAGCUUUACGCUUUUGCUGAAAAACGACAGAAUUUGUCGAUGGUCGGCUCCAGUCCUCAAACGUAUCUGAUUACCACGACCCGCCUGGACCCUAUGACCUAUAUGCUCUUUGGCGCUUACGAGAUCCAAGUCACGGAACGGGGAUUGGAGUGCGACGGCUGGCUUCCAAUUGUUGGGAAUCUCGAUGUAUUGGAUGACAUUCAACGUUUGAAGACCGUCAUGGAGUCUUGUAUGCUUCGAGUGUUUGAGGGCAUUGUGAUGGCUCGACGCAAGAGGCGUCAACCACCAAGUCCCCAGAUUUCGGUUCGCGAGGAGAACGAGACCGAAUGUGAAGACACCCUCAACAAAGACUGCACCCUCUCUAUCACAGAGAUCAAAGAGCUAGAUUUUAUGACGACAGAUAUAGUGCGAAUCCUCAACCGUUACAGCGACGAGCGUAUUGCGUCUCAAUCCCAGUCCAGCUCUCGCACUGCGACUCCCAUGGCUUCGCCGAGCUUCCCUUCCCCGCGACUUCUCCCCUUUGAACCCAGGUCUGGGUACUCCACUCCAUACGGUGUCGGGUCAGCGUACAACUCAAGGCCCGGUACACCUAGCUAUCGUCUAUCCAGUUCACGCAGAUUUUAG
This is a messenger RNA of Suillus paluster, 3843 nucleotides long. Its product is annotated as P-loop containing nucleoside triphosphate hydrolase protein. The record is from RefSeq and is a predicted model, not a curated record. Gene Ontology annotation, cellular component: intracellular anatomical structure. The coding region runs from base 1 to 3843 and encodes 1280 amino acids. The transcript has 4 exons. NCBI's taxonomy places the organism in Eukaryota, Fungi, Basidiomycota, Agaricomycetes, Boletales, Suillaceae. Gene Ontology annotation, molecular function: RNA binding; ATP binding.